UGUUCUGUAUUUGUAUUAUUGAAAUGUAACUCGUUUAUUUUACCCCUAGUCAGAUGCAGCCUACUUGGCAGAAGGAUCAGAUUUUGUCUCAAGGAGCUCAAUCUGGAAAGAUUUUUAUAGUUAAAUAUAAUCUAUUUAAAAACAAAAACGGUUGGUAGACAGCUGCACUACAUGUAAUCCCUCUCCAUGGGUUUUUGUGAGUUAAAAGGGAUUAAAAUGUACUUAUUUGUUAAAUGUUGGCCCCUGUUGUUGCAGAAAUAUACUCAACAAAAUGUACAAAUCAGCAAUCAAUAUGAGAGUUUAGAGGGCCUAUUUUUCUAUCUUUUAAUUGGCUUAAGUGUUUGACAUGCUGUAUUUUCCACUCUAAGGGAUAAAGGUUUCCAGUAAGCUUAGUUCAUUUCACUUGGAAAUCUCUGGAGCCUCAUAUGGUGCUCUGCUCGGUAAGCCUCUUAGGAAUCACAGUGCCACAGCAGAUGUAGGGAGAAUGCCAAUCAGGAGCUCCUGCUGAGCGGAGAAACCCGACGGCUGUGCCACGGCGCGCGUCAACUCUCUGCCACGGUUCUCAGGAAACACAGCUAAAUAUCAACAGAGGCUCUUUAUGCUCAUCUUUUGCCCUGUUACACACGUAAACAGCAGCAGAAACGCGCUUGCUGUCAUGGAGAUGGAGCGCACGGGGAGUCUCCGACGAUUCUGAACCUGCAGAAAACAAAUCCUUGGUUAUCUGAAAGCAGAGCCAUGCUUCCUCAGGAUGUCGGGAAGCAAAAGCCAUGUCGUGUGUCGGAACCGAUGUGCGGCGUGGACACUCCCCUGGUCCCAAUUCGGCGCUUAAAGAACCGGGACUUCCCUCUGACCGCGAAGCGCCGGCGGUCCGGUUCCGCACCUGAGCGCAAGGUGAACUGCGUCCUGGUUGGAGACGGAGCGGUGGGCAAGACCAGCCUCAUUGUCAGCUACACCACCAACGGAUACCCGACUCAAUAUGUUCCAACAGCGUUGGACAACUUUACCGUGAUGGUUGUGGUUGACGGUAAACCAGUGAGACUGCAGCUCUGGGACAUGGCUGGACAGAAAUGGGGGCUGGUUGAUGGACCAAUCAAUGACGAGCUGGAGCGUCUCCGUCCUCUGUGCUACAGGAACGCCGACGUCUUCCUCCUCUGCUACAGCGUGGUGCGCCCCUGCUCUUUCCGCAGCCUGAUGGAGAAGUGGGUUCCUGAGAUCCGUCGGCACUGCCCCACCUCGCCCCUGGUCCUCGUCGGCACCCAGCUGGACCUGAGGGAGGACGUCCAGGUGCUGAUUCAGCUCGCGCAGAACCAGGAGCGGCCGGUGGGCACCGAGGAGGGCCAGCAGCUCGCCCAGGAGCUCGGGGUGGUGAGCUUUGCAGAGUGCUCUGCUCUGACCCAGAAGAACCUGAAGGACACUUUUGACUCAGCCAUCUUGGCCUGCGUCCAACAGACAGACAGCUGUAGUGUCCAGCAGCAGAGGCAGACUCUGAGGAAGAAGACGCCCGAUAAGUUCAAGAGCCUCUCGGAGACCUGGUGGAGGAAGAUCACCUGUCUGAUGGGAGACCAGAGCUGUGACUUGAAGUGAACUCCUGCAUAAUUACAAACCUGGGUCAGAUCAUGUUUGCCAAUACUCAGAUUACCACGACGUGGCUGCUCAAAUCCCCAGAGCAUUGUUACUCACACUGUGUUUACGCACAAAAACAACCAAAACAAAAAUAUACACACUAAUGUUUACACAAUAUAUACACACUCUAAACAGAAACAAUAUAGAGGCAUGAGUGCAAUGAAGAGAGCAAUAAAAUUGUUUAAAUGUGGACUAUAGUGCAAAGGAUACUGGGAUAAAUAGUAUUAUGUUAUUAUAUUACAACAUGAACAGUAUGAACAUUAUGAACAGUUCUGAAAUAGGAAAUGAGAAUGAUGAAUAAAUAGAAAAAAAUAAGUGAGAUGUGAGAAUGGGAAUGAUGGAUAAUACUAACUAAGUGGAAUAAAGUGGAACCAGAUAACCGGUGCUGUAGAGACAGUGUUGCUGGCUCAUUGACCAGCAUUGAACCUGACACUGUGGGUAAGAAGUCAGCUGUUCAUCAAAUGCAAACACUUCAAACAGUGCUUCAAUCCUACAUCCUCUGUCUCUUUAUCCUUCACCAGGCAAAAACAGGACAUGUUGGAGAGUUAAUGGAGAGUUAAUGGGAUCAAGCGUCAUUGAUUGUCUCAUCAGAUCAGGAUCAGAGCCUCAAUCAACUACUGACCCAGUCCGACCAGACCUAGAUAGACCUGCGUGCAUGAAAAUGCGUCCUUACCUCUGAUGCAGUUUUGGAGUCGGGCAGUCGGACAGAGUCUGUGUCCUGGGUGAUUUUCCUGUAAUCUCUGGCUAAGCAGAGCAUCACCGCUGUGCUCGUCUUUCCUCCGUGAUUCAGAGUCGCUGCUCGUCUCUAAUGGGAGCAGACAGGAGCACCUGCUGGAUUAAAGCAGCAUAUGGAGCCUGAUUCCCUCCCUGCGGACGCCUCACACCUUCAAAAGGGAAGGAGAGUCAACCCUCAAUUUAUCUAGCUCUUACGUGCAAGGAAAAUGUAUUUAUAGCUCAUUUAAUUAUGAGCUGAGGGGACAAAUGUCUUCACACACACACACACACACACACAAAUUCAGGGGACUCCUUACAUGGACUACAUGUCUAGCCCCAACCCUUAUGCUAACUUUAACCCUAAAAUGUAAUGCCUUGCGUUACUUACUGAAGUCUGUUCCCUAAAAAAGGGGGGGGGCAAGGCCACAUUGAUAACAACUGGCCAGUGCACCCCACCCCAAAAACCUAUUAGAAUUUCCUUUACAAAAAUAAAGACCUUUACAGACUUAUUUGACGCAGAAAACGCACAAAUUGUUGCAGAAAAAUUCACCAGAAUGCAGAAACUGUAGUGUUUGAGGACCAAAAUUUAAAUUAUGGAGAUCUCCCCCCCCCCACAAAAAAAAGUUAGGCCCUUUGCUGUUAGGAAUACAAAAAAGUGGUAAUACUAAAAUAAAAGAAUCCGUGAGGA
This is a messenger RNA of Etheostoma spectabile (orangethroat darter), 3025 nucleotides long. Its product is annotated as rho-related GTP-binding protein RhoU. Bases 736 to 1584 code for a protein of 282 amino acids. NCBI's taxonomy places the organism in Eukaryota, Metazoa, Chordata, Actinopteri, Perciformes, Percidae. The record is from RefSeq and is a predicted model, not a curated record. The transcript is spliced from 4 exons. Gene Ontology annotation, molecular function: GTPase activity; GTP binding. Gene Ontology annotation, biological process: small GTPase-mediated signal transduction.